Anolis sagrei ordinatus is the source of this 1849-nucleotide messenger RNA. Its product is annotated as retinol dehydrogenase 12-like. NCBI's taxonomy places the organism in Eukaryota, Metazoa, Chordata, Lepidosauria, Squamata, Anolidae. The record is from RefSeq and is a predicted model, not a curated record.
AGCAUGUUCCAAAAGCAUCCUCCGGGCGUAGGCGCGCGGCAGGAGCCGAGAUGCAGGACUGCCUGGGCUGCGCGCUCGCGCUGGGCCUCGCGCUCGCCCUCCCGCUGCUGGUGCUCCUGGCCGCGCCUCGCAUCAGGAAGUAUAUUGCAGGAGGCAAAUGUACAUCUACAGCAAAGCUGAAUGGGAAGGUUGUAGUGAUCACAGGCGCCAACACAGGCAUCGGGAAGGAGACUGCCAAAGACCUUGCAGGAAGAGGUGCCAGAGUCAUUCUUGCUUGCAGGGAUAUGGUAAAAGCAGAGGCUGCAGCCAAUGAGAUCCGGACCAAGACAGGGAACCAGCAAGUUAUUGCAAAGAAAUUAGAUUUGGCAGAUACCAAAUCCAUCCGAGAAUUUGCUAAGAAUUUUCUGGAAGAAGAGAAAGAACUUCAUAUCCUCAUUAACAAUGCUGGAGUUUUCUGGGGGCCCUAUUUCAAGACAGUGGAAGGCUUUGAAAUGCAGUUUGCAGUCAAUUACCUUGGGCCCUUUCUUUUAACAUUUCUACUGAUUGAGUGUCUGAAGAAAUCUGCACCAUCUCGAAUAAUCAACAUGUCCUCUUUGGUUCAUUUUAUGGGAAGUAUUCACUUAGAGGACCUCCAAGGCGAGAAGAGCUAUCACCGGGGUCUGGCCUAUUGCCACAGCAAGCUGGCGAGUAUCCUUUUUACUCGGGAGCUGGCCAAAAAACUGCAAGGUACCGGAAUUACAGCCAAUGUUUUGCAUCCAGGUGCUGUUGCCUCUGAUCUGUGCCGUCACUCCACUAUAUUGGUUUUUUUGGGGAAGCUGCUGACCUUUUUUUUGAAGACACCUUGGGAAGGGGCUCAGACCAGUAUCUACUGUGCAGUGGCAGAGGAGCUGGAGUCAGUGAGUGGGAAAUAUUUCAGUGACUGCAAACCAGCCUACGUAUGGCCUCAAGGACGUGAUGAUGAAACAGCAAGGAAGCUCUGGGAUGUCAGCUGUGAACUCUUAGGCAUCCAGUGGGACUGAAUCGUGGAUGGCCUUACCUUUGGCACAGCUGAAGGCCUAAUAUCUCAUGAUCAUUCAAUACAAAGAAAAACAAAAGCGUUUAAGGAUUUAGAGAUUUAGAGUUGUUUCUGUCUGAGUUUGUGCACAAGAUGCUUGUUUCUCACUGAAGAAUAGUGUCUUUUGCAGUUUAAGGCACAAAGUUAAAAAAAAGUGUGUGUCUGGCCUUUCUUAUCCAAUGGGGAUGUGUUCUCUUAGGACAGAACACAGAUAAGUUUGAGUGCAUGAUAUAAGCAGGGACUCUUUUCUCGCAUCUAAAAUUCUGAGAAUGUAUCAUAUUGAGAUACAAACUGUAAAUGGCCUUGGGGAACUUAUCUUGAAAGAUAACUAAGAAAUUGAUGAGUUAGAGUAAACAUUUUCAAAUCCUGUGUUGAUCACUGCAUACGUAUCUGGUUGCACUGUCUUUUUAAAAAGAGCAAAGCAUACUGCUGAAAGUCCCUCAGGUAUUAGUAUCUACACGUGGAGAAAUUCUGUAUGAAAAAUUAGAGUUGUGUAUGGUCUCUCUUUCUCUGUCUGCAAGAACAGCCAUUUGUAUUCAGUUGUUCUGGACAGUACUAUAAUUGUUUCACUGGAAGAAUCAUAUUAUAGCAUAACGAGUGGCUCACAGCAUACAAAAGGUUCCUUGAUCAGCACAAAUGCCUCCAAUCUCUGCAAAACCACCCAUGAUAAAAACAAAGAGUCGAAAAUCAGCCUAUUCCAAGUUACAUGAUGACUCUGUUCUCUUAACUCAUUUUCACUGAUGAUGAGGGUCAUGGACACAUACCAAAAUUUUAAGCAAUCAGUGUAUAACUCUU